Molecule: messenger RNA, 1717 nt
Organism: Syngnathoides biaculeatus (alligator pipefish)
Lineage: Eukaryota; Metazoa; Chordata; Actinopteri; Syngnathiformes; Syngnathidae
Gene: trmt61b
Product: tRNA methyltransferase 61B
Exons: 8
Coding region: 114-1640 (508 amino acids)
Biological process (GO): tRNA methylation
Cellular component (GO): tRNA (m1A) methyltransferase complex
Source: RefSeq, a predicted model, not a curated record
UCUAGUUGCUUUUACGUUUUUGUUUUCAUCUUUAUUAAUCGCAAUCGCAGGGCACAUGUAAGCAAAAACUCAGCAACACUCACGCGCAAUUUGUGGCCUUCAAUGAACCUAAAAUGCACGUUUAUGGAUUGUGGGAGGAAAACGGAGCUCCACACAGAACUGUGAGAUUUCUUUUGUCCAGACUGGUACGCAGUUCCACGUCGACCUUAGGACAUCGCAGACGCAGAUACGUUGUUUUGGAAUUUAAUUCAAGUCGGCUAGAAGUGAAACCUUUUUCAAAAAGCUGUGUGCAAAGUACCCAUCACGAGGGCGAUAGUGAUGACAACGAUAGCUCAAUAACAUCACUCUUGAACACGAAGCCUACAGCUAGACAAUCGCUGCUGUCCAGGAGGAGAUCCCUGUCUCCCCUCGAAAGGAUUAGCAGCCUGCUUCCGCAGGAUGCAUUGAGUCUUGAGGUGACACAGUUGAGAGAACAGGACCAACCACAUGAAGAGGAUACAUGGAUGCAAGAAGAACUGAGCUACUCUGAUCCUUUAGCCAUUUUGUCCAAAGAACAGCACAGCACUGGUUUCGAUGCAAACAAUGCAGCAAAAUAUAAUUCUGACACAACCAAUGAUGUGGCUACACAGUUCUAUAGAGCAACGUCCCAGUUCAAUGGAACACAGUGGAUGUCAUCUACUCACUUGCGAAAGACCACACUUGCAUACGGGGAGCUGCUAGUGGCUGAGUAUCAUAGGAAAGGACAUGUGGAGUUCAGGAAAAUGUUUCAACUUAAAAUUGGAACACGUCUCCAGAGCAGCUGGGGGAUAAUCCUGCAUGAUGAUGUUGCUGGGCAGCCUGCAAGUUACUUCCAGAAGACAAGCAGAGGGGUUCCCAUCUUCAUACGGCGUGCCAGUUUGGAUGAUUAUGUACUGUAUAUGAAGAGGGGCCCUGCUAUCUCGUACCCAAAGGAUGCCAGCAUAAUGCUGAUGAUGAUGAACGUCACAGAGGGAGACUAUGUGCUGGAGUCAGGCUCUGGGUCUGGGGGCAUGUCUCUAUUUUUGUCUCGGGCAGUGGGCUCCAGUGGCAGUGUGCUCAGUGUUGACGUCAGAGAGGAUCAUCUCAGAAGAGCAAUACUAAACUACCAGCGUUGGAGGGCCUCAUGGAAAGCGUGUCAAGGGGAAGAGUGGCCUGACAACGUAGAGUUUCAUAACGCUGACCUUUGUACGGCUUCAUCUCUUCUCGCCUGCCGGGCAUUCACUGCGGUUGCUCUUGAUCUGAUAAACCCACACCUUGUUUUGCCCACUGUGAUUCCACAUCUGUACCCCGGAGCCGUAUGUGCAGUCUACCUCGCAAAUAUAACACAGGUGAUUGACUUACUGGAAGGUCUUCGAUGCUCAGCGCUCCCCCUCCUCUGUGAACGCAUCUUCGAAGUUCCCACCCGGGACUGGCUUGUUGGCCCAGCCCUUCGUAAAGAUGGGGGCUAUUGCUCAAAGAAACCAUUGAACCUCAAUGAAGUUCAGAGAGAAGAAACCACUUCAGAUGAUUCGGAACAAGAAGAACAUCCAUCCUUUGGGAGUGUUCCAUAUAUUGCCAGACCUCACCCAGAACAGUUUAGCCACACAGCAUUCCUGGUGAAACUGAGGAAGUUUGUGAGAUAGCUGCUCAGUCUGAUGAAGAAAACAUUGCAUACUUCAUUUUUUUUUUGUAAUUGUAAUUAAAAGAAAAAAAAAAACAA